ACCACCCACUACCGGCGCACAAGCAACCACGACACCCCUAUUCCCCGUUCCGGCAGACCUCGGAUCCCACAACACCAAGGCCCAGUGAAAGCAACAACCCGCCCAAGCUCUCUCUUACCAACUUCAUACGUGGACCCAAGUCCCGACGAGCAUUGUCACCCCCUCGGCAUUAUGUCAUAA
This is a messenger RNA of Alternaria burnsii, 180 nucleotides long. RefSeq lists its product as uncharacterized. The transcript has a single exon. The record is from RefSeq and is a predicted model, not a curated record. The annotation marks the transcript as partial. Lineage: Eukaryota; Fungi; Ascomycota; Dothideomycetes; Pleosporales; Pleosporaceae.